GCACGCGCGGGGGGCGGGGCCUCCCGGCUGCUUCCGGAGCGCGCGCGCACUCGACCCCUUCUUUCUCACCUUCUUUCCUUCUCCCAAUUUGAUGGCCGCUUCGAAAGUUCGGCCCCGGGAGUUCCUUGCUUGCUGAUCUUCCCGUGGGGCGUGGGGAGAAGAAGGCAGGGAGCCUCCCGAGACCGAAUAUUCUCUAAGACCUGCGCGGCCGCCCUGAUCGAUCACUCCCUCCCUCCCCUGGUGCAGCUGUUCCCCCCGAGAGCCGCAGGCGAGCCUGGCUACGGGCUCCAGGGAAAGCCCGUGCAGAGAUUCCACGUGUGCGUGCGCGGGCCCCUGAGCUUCUGUUACCGGUUUUCAACACGGGAUUCCCUUGGUGUAGGGCUCAGUUUUCUCUUCCGUGGGUCGGUCCCUAACUGGGACUCGCCGCUUCAGUGGAGACUCGCUGUGCCUUAGAGUGCAUCUGUCCCCAUAGAAAACUGGUCUAUUGGGCGCCGCGUUUUGGCACAGUUUCCAGCUCCUCAGACAUGCUAGUUUCUGUGUGUGCUUUUUCACUGGAAAGCAUGUCUUCUUUUGAGCUGUAGUUUACGGGAUGGAGUAGUAUUAUGUAGACACGGGUGUGGCAUAAGAAAUAGCAUGGGAAGAAUACUGUGUGUAGACACUGCAGAAAGCCUCUUGCAAUGUGUGUUCCCAUGGAAAAAUGGUGAAUGCAGAAUAAAUGUGUAAUGCAGUCAUAUCAAAUAAAAUGCAGGCUGUAUGUCAUUUCCUACAUAAAGGUGUUGGUUUGGCUUGCAAGAAAUGUGUAAAGCCUUUCUUGAGUUAACUGAUGAUGUGACUAGAAUUGGUCUAUAAAAAUAGGAGAUAGGAACAUAGUUACAGAGGAGGCCAAGAAGGGAAGAAUCAUGUCUCAAGGUGAUAAUAGAAAGCAGUCAUUUAAGUUAUAAAAUGUGUAAGUUGUCUUCAAAGCUUUUGUAUGACAUCUAAUGCAACAAAAUAAAUGCACAGAGGCCUUUGCAAUGCUAUUCUGAGGGUUUAAAGCUUUUGUUUUCUAAUUUGCCAUAAUAUGUACUGUGUACCUAAAAAUUCUCAUCAGUAUAUUGAAGCCAUCCCUUAUUCUCAUGGGACCCUUUCUCACUUCCAAAGCAUUAGGCAUUGGGCUACCCAAGUGCAAUGUUGGGAGAACAACUGGAGGGAAGAAUAGUAUUGGUGGGCUGCAUUUGGCAUGGGCACCUGUCAGUUGUACAGACCUAUUUGGGGGCAUAACUCCUGUCUGAAGCCACAUCCUUCCUGAAAAAUGUGCAUGGCUACUGCAUGAUAGGGACAUUCAUUAUGUGUUUUGUUAAGAGUAGUGCCUUGGUCUGUUUAGAUGUAUGUUUGCAGAGAUGGACUGAGGUGGUGAAAUCAGACUAUGUUGCUGGCAGUGACAAAAGCUCAAGUGAUGUGGGACUGCAACAGACCUACCUUUAGACUCACGUCUGUCUGCCACAAGCAUGCAUAAGGAGUGGGGUGGGUGCCUAGUGUUAAGAGCAAAAAGUGGGGAUGUGGGUAAGAAGCUGAGCCAUCCCCUCUCCUAUGUCAUACUUCUCUCUGCUCCUGUUAUCAGAACCCAGCAGGGGUUCAGGCAUAUUAUGGGGAGUGAAGUCACGUGGGGCAGUUCCUGUGCUGCUUUAGCUCUUAAAAUUUGGUCCCUGCUUCAUACAUGAUUGCGGCAGGACUGGUUGUCGUCUCCCAUGUUUUGAUUGUUCCUCUGUUCUUAGCUUUUCAAAUGAAGCAGUGGGAGUUUUGCUGGAGGAGUAAUUGUCUUGUAAGUGCUUCAGAAUCUUUGUCUACGUACAAAUAAUGUGGAUGGUAAAAUUAAUUUUAGUGUCUGUAAUUGCAAAUCAAAUGGAAUUGUUCUUCCUAUUGAAGCUAAUCACUGAGUCAUUCUUUUAAUGUCACAAGUGCAAAUGGAAUUGUAAUGUAAUAAAUUACGGUUUAAUAUAAACAUGCUUAAAACUUCUAUGAUGGGUACUUAUGAUUCUUGUCCACCAAUAUUAUAGAACCACAGGCUCUCAUACCUAGGAAUUGAUUUAUUUGACACACUGAUUGCACACAACUGUAUGGGCUGAAAUGUACUUUAAAGUAAGAACAUAAGAAGAGCAAAAUUGGAUCAACCCAAAGGUUAUCAAUAAGCAUGAAAACAGAUGAGAGUCCUGCCUGGAAAGCAACCUCUUGCAUGUGACAUGGUGUUUGAAGUUUCUUUUUCAUGUGGAUGCAAGGGCCAAUGAAAAGGAUGUUUGAUCGGACUAAACAAGCUGAUGUAGCCUUUUCUGCUUCAGCACAAGGUAUAGGAAGAAAAGGUAAUGAAGGCUCUUUACAACAGGAGAGCAGUAGUAGAAUAUUCUGAGGAAGAAACCUAACUCUACAGUUUAGGCAAACAAGGACUUGAACUGGCUGUGCCUGGACACUCUGCUGUGCAGAAUAGGCAAGGCUAUUGCAACUGUUGCCAUGUACACUACAAUAAUCUUGAACAGCAUGUGUACAGCUCCCAGCACAGGCAUUUUGCCACUUACUGCAGGAAUCGUAUGGGUACCACUAGCCUGAUGGAGCGUUUCCUGGAAGACGUUUUGCAGCAUCAUCCGUAUAGAUACUACGACAACAGACCAACUUACGAUGACAUGCCAGACUCUGGCCCCCAGCUUCUUCCCAGGGAUGAAAGUCUUCUUCCAGUGGAAGUAAUGGAGAAAGGGAGGACAGCACGCAGUGGGGAAGAACCAAGCACUGACAGCGGCUUCAUUGCAGAAUCAGGCUGCCUUCUUUCCCAGAGGUUGCAUGAAGAAUUGGAGAAGGCUUCCAUGACAGUCGCAUCCAUCCAAAAGCUAGAACAACAAGAACACAGUCUAGGAACUUCACAACAAAUGGUGGAUUUCCUGAGUAUUACAACACCCCCUGUUCCAGCAGAAAGUGCUCUGAUUGAAAGUAGUGGCCCUAAAGCCCUGUUUGCAGCUGUAAACCUCUUAGCUCAUCCAUUACCUGUUAGCCACUCAGCACCCAUGCCUCAUCCACUUGCAAAACAUUCACUAAAGCAAGACUUGGCUUCAGAUAAUAUGUGUGAACAAACGCAGCAGGGCAUAUGCAAUCAAGAUGAGUUACUGGAUCCAAAGGCAGCCCCUGUUUUGCAUUCAGCCAAGUCAAGGACAGUGUCACUGUCACAUAAGAGUGCUGUCUCUAAUCAAGGCAACUCUUUAAUCUCAGGUCAGCUCUUUUUAAAACAAGACUGCUUACAGCCUCAGGAUGAAACUCGAAUCUCUGACUUCUGUCUCAGGAACACUAGCAACCUUGUGGGUACCAGCAGCAGCCUGGCUUUUCCAACAACUUCCCAAUUAUCAGGAAAAAAUGAAAAUAAAUCAGAUAGAAUCACUGAAAAUUCUGUGGAUGAAAUUAUUGAAGAAGUCAUUCUGAAAUAUUGCUAUGAAACUCCUCCCAAAGAGUUGACUUGCCCAGAUGAAGAUACUAAUUCCUGUAUAAAUAUCCUUCCACUUCUGGGCCAGAGUAGUGUGCAUGGUUCAGACAUAAGCUUUGAUUGUGAUGCUGCUGUCCAGCCAGGAGCACUGUUGCCUGAGGCAGCAGUUAAAAAUCUAGAACUUCUCAAAGAGGUUCAAAUAAACUUACAAGAUGAGAACUAUGACACUCAGCUCAGUUCCAUUCUUCAAAAUGGCUUCGUACAGCAAGUAGCAGAUGCAGACAAGGAUGUGUCAGCUCAUAAUCAAGAACCUGUCCUUCCAGCUCUGCCCCAUGUGCCUCCUUCCUUUGUAGGAAAGACGUGGACCCAGAUCAUGUAUGAGGAUGAUAUGAAAAUUGAAGCCCUUGUGCGGGAUUUCAGGGAAGGCCGCUUCCGCUGCCACUUUGAUACAGAGUCCUCGGCAAACUGUGCAAGGAACAGGCUGAGAAAGAAAAAACAGAAAAAUGAAGAUAGGAUCAGUGCAGCUGCUGCUCACAAAGCAGAGGUUGCAUCAGCGAAAGGACUUCCAGAAUCCACUGAUGUGCUAAGUGAUGGUUCUGACUUCAACAAUCCACAUGAAAUCCCAGAAACACAACAUAUGCCGGAAACAUGGAGGAGACCUCAGAAAAGGACUUGGCGACUUGCUUCCAGAUGCCAAGUAGUCAAGGUCAGCCAUGGCACACAGACCAGCCUGGUGCAUUAUCCGGUAGUAAAGCAGAAAAUUAUUAGAAAGGACCGUGAGCUGCCAAAUCAGAAAGCAAGCCUUGUUUGGUCUGAGAGUGAGAAGACACCUAGCAUGAAAACCAGGCUGUGUGCCCUCAAGCUUCCUGCAUCUUAUACCAAAAUCAUGAGCCCUUUACAGCCGCAAACAGUGGUCUAUGUUCUUUCUUGUCCAGAGCUGAAGCAGUUUAGAAGCAAACCUGAAGAUAUUCCCAAAAUGAGAAGGAGCCAUAGCUCCACUGACAGUAAGGAUUCCAUACGGUACAAAUACAGGCAGAAUUCUAUUAAGUAUUAUGAUCCAUUGACUAAUAGGGUUUUAAAAACACCCCCUAAAAGCAUUGUUGGUGAAAAGGCACAGAAACCUCCACAUGUUCGGCAGCUAUUCAGGAGUCUCAACCUUGAUGCAAACGGGAAGAAACAAGCUGAUGUGCUGUAUGAAUGCAUAGCUCCAAAGCCCUUAAAUUCACCAGAUUUUCAUGGCUUAUCAGCAUCUUUUAUGCUUGACCUGGUUAAGAAAAAUGAUAUGAGUGCACUUCAUAAGACAGAUGGAUCUUCCAUCUCCACAGAAAGAUCUGAAUGUUUGGUAUGUAACAGCUCAGAGACAUCCUAUAAACACGUAGUCUUUUCGCCAUUGAACUCUCAGCAAUCACAGUGGGAAGGUGAUUUUCAAUUAGCUCCAUUUAAGAAGAAGGAAGUCAAACCUCCUUUGAAGUCAGGUGUGUCUCAGUGUUUAGAAAGAGACAAUCCAAAGACAGUAUGGCACAGGAAGAAAGGCAAUAGUAGAGAACCAGGGAUUUCAAGAAAAUCUUUGGGAUCAGCAUUUGUCAGGAUUAGGCGAAGUGGUAGGAAACAGCUGCCUAGGACUACAACUCAGCAAAAGGAGGGGUUGGUGAGAAAAAUGUCUACCAGGCACCAAAAAAAGACAACUACUGCAGGGAAGCACCUUAAGAAAGAAAAACUUAAUGCUCAAAAACUAAAGGUGGCAAGAAAAUCCAAGAGGACAGUUUUGGAUACUGCAGCCAUCAUGGCCACUCCUGAAAAAAGGAAGAGAACCACUGCAAGGGACUAAAGGCAUAGGAGGAUCCAGCUGGACUUGUUCAAUUUGGAAACCAUCUGUUUUCUUGGAAGAGACCAGCCAGGCAUUAACAUGAGACUGAAUGUUAUACUGGAUAGUGUAUCCGAGGGUGCCAUUCUGCAAACUCAGAGAGUGUUAAUGGAAUGCCACCAAACCUUUCAUUUGUGCAACCGCAUGUACACGGCACAUCAUCUGAAUGUGCGCUAGUGGAGCAUACAGCCCACUCCUGAAAAGUUGUACAUCCUCUUGUGCAAGUUGUUGCACAAGCAGAAAGUCAGUUGGAUUCUUGCCUUACUUGUAGCUUCUGCAGGCUCAUCCUUUAUGCUAGCAGAGUGAUACCCUUAGAUACAGGCCAUUGGUGUUCUACGUGCUCAGCUGUUACACGGUUUCAUGUAAACGGUUAUAGCCGGUUAAGUUUUGGUGCCUCAGUCAUUUGAUACUGUAAUACGAAAGCGAUUUUUGAAGCAAGCUCUUGAAUUGAUAAUUUUGUAACAAAGUUACUUUAUAAAUAAAUGUUUUAAUACAAAGGUUUCUUUUUGAAAGGCAGGUUCAUGUUUUAAAGCAAAAUUUUCUGUGUAAUCAUGGACAAAUUUCAAGUUAGCCUAUUUUUAUGGAUAAGAGUGUCUUUUCUACCUAAUGUGCCAAUUCAUUUUUUAAUGGUGUAUACAUGACCGUGUCUGUUCAAAAGAUUUUAUAAACACUGAGUAGAGUAGCAUGUUUCUGACCAUCACUAAAGAUGACAUACUCAUGUGUUGUGCUGUUCUUGGACUCCCUUUUUUCCUUCACAACCUUUUCCUUCCCCUUUGAAUAUUUGCAUGAGUCCUUCCGUCUGUCCGUCCGUCCUUCCUUCCUUCCUUCCUUCCUUCCUUCCUUCCUUCCUUCCUUCCUUCCCCCCCUUUGUAAAUAGCUUCCUCAAGCAGAGUGAUUUUUUUAAAAAAAUGGCUAUAUUUAAGAAAGAAUUUUAGUAACGAUAUAUUUUUGCUUUGAAAUAAAUGAAGACCCAUUUCUUACUUUUUUUGGGUAAAGUACAGGGCUUAGAGUGUAAGACAGGGAAAAGUUGUUCAAUGUGUACAAAAGUCUACUGUUAUUUGUAUAUAUUGCUCCCUGUGAUUGUGAAAAGAUCUUCUCUGAAUGUUUGCUUAACAUAAGCAAGGUGGGGAGACCAUGACUUUUUGUGAUACGGAUUUAGUUAUAAAUAUACUUUAUCUGUUA
Molecule: messenger RNA, 6485 nt
Organism: Varanus komodoensis (Komodo dragon)
Lineage: Eukaryota; Metazoa; Chordata; Lepidosauria; Squamata; Varanidae
Gene: ZDBF2
Product: zinc finger DBF-type containing 2
Exons: 9
Coding region: 2562-5267 (901 amino acids)
Biological process (GO): epigenetic programming of gene expression; genomic imprinting
Molecular function (GO): nucleic acid binding; zinc ion binding
Source: RefSeq, a predicted model, not a curated record